Molecule: messenger RNA, 1074 nt
Organism: Truncatella angustata
Lineage: Eukaryota; Fungi; Ascomycota; Sordariomycetes; Amphisphaeriales; Sporocadaceae
Exons: 2
Coding region: 1-1074 (357 amino acids)
Molecular function (GO): oxidoreductase activity, acting on the CH-CH group of donors, NAD or NADP as acceptor
Source: RefSeq, a predicted model, not a curated record
AUGACGGACACAGUAAUCAGCAAGUCAUGGGUCUUCAAGCAGAUCCCCACCGAGCUGCCUGAACUCGGAGUUCACACAGUUUUCGAGGACAGACCGGUCAGCCUGACUCCGCCCCCGGGUGGUGUUGUUGUCAAGGUCCUCGCAGCCGGCCUGGACCCCCAUCAACGAGACCGUAUGAGGGGUCCCAGUUUCCAGAGCUACGUGCCAGGCUACGUCCCUGACGAGACUAUCACGAACUUCGCCAUUGGCAAGGUCGUCAAGUCAGAUAACCCCAAGUUCCAGGACGGUGAUUUGAUCCAAGGUCUCCUACCCGUUGCCGAGUACGGAGUGAUUCCCCAGGAGUUCAUCGAGGCCAAGCCCAUGGCCGCCCACCUUGUCUGGAAGGUCGAGAACAAGUACAACCUGGACCUCACCCACUACCUCGGGCCGCUAGGUCUGGCAGGUAUGACGGCCUGGAACUCAUUCUAUGGCCUGGUCAAGCCCGAGAAGGGCAAGACUAUCUGGGUCAACGCCGCAUCCAGUUCUGUUGGUGAGCUCGUCGUCCAGCUUGCUAAGAGAGAGGGCAUGAGAGUUAUCGGUAGCGUCAGCUCGAACGACAAGCUCAAGUACGUGGUCGAAGAGCUAGGUGCUGAUGCCUGCUUCAACUACCGCGAGGAGAACAUCUUUGACGCUUUGAAGAGACUUGCUCCUGAGGGUCUGGACGUGGUUUACGAGAACGUCGGCGGAGAUCACUUCCAGGCCGCCAUCGAGAACCUCAACUGGUUCGGACGUAUCAUUGUGUGCGGCAUGGCAUCCCAAUAUAACAAGCCAAAGGAGGAGCAGUACGGUGUCACAAACCUUUCAGAUAUCUUCCGCAAGCGCAUCACUAUCAGAGGAUUCAUCUACUGGGACCACGAUGUCUAUGAGCCAAAUAUCGACAGCUUUAACGAGAACAUGCCAAAGUGGCUGGCGGAUGGAUCAAUCAAGGCCAAGUAUUCCAAGCAUGACGGCUUGGAGACUGCCCACGCUGCCUUCCUUGAGAUGUUCACCGGAAAGGCAUUUGGCAAGGCUGCAGUAAAGAUUGCGGAUGCUUAG